Molecule: messenger RNA, 762 nt
Organism: Cokeromyces recurvatus
Lineage: Eukaryota; Fungi; Mucoromycota; Mucoromycetes; Mucorales; Mucoraceae
Product: Stc1 domain-containing protein
Exons: 5
Coding region: 109-534 (141 amino acids)
Source: RefSeq, a predicted model, not a curated record
GUUUAUUUUAAUUUGUUUCAUGUCAGUGAGUAUAAAGGGGAAAACAAAUAAUUUUUUUUUAUUAUUUUUUCUCUCUCUUCUCUGUUAGUAAAAAAGGAAAAAAAUAAAAUGAGUCAUCAAGGCCCUGCAGGUAGAUUUAACAACUUUGUACAAAACAUGAAUAAGCCUUCUGGGCCUAAUGCUCAAAUCCAACAAUUAAAGACGUUGCGAUGUGUAUUUUGUAACAUGGAUAAACCUCUUGAUGCCUUUUCUUCUACGCAAAUUCAAAAAGCUACAUAUAAUCCUUAUGCACCACCUUCUUAUAACAACAAGAAAAAAACGAUUAGAUGCAAGAAGUGUACGCCAACACAAACGACCCAUUUGACUUGUAUGGUUUGUUCCAAGACCCAACCUUUAGACAAAUUUGCAAAGUCACAAAGAAAGAAUGCUGAAAAGGCACGUUGUUUGAAGUGUAUCAAGAAACGUGAAGAGGAAGAUGUUUGGGCUUCUGAUCCUGAUACAGAUAGUGAAGAUGAUUUUGAAGCUUAUUUUUAAUGAUAACCCAUCACGUUUUUUUUUCUUUAUGAAGAAUUAUUCUAUAAACAUAUUGUAAGGAUAUAAAUGUAUAUGUGUGUAUAUAUAUGUAUUUGUAUAUGUAUAUGUAUAUGUAUAUAGAUAUAUAUAUAUUCAUAUACAUGUAUACAUAUAUACAUAUUUUUAUACAUAUUUUUAUAUAUUUUUAUUUAUACAGACAUACAUUAGUGGCAAUAAAUAUUAUACGUG